This is a messenger RNA of Drosophila rhopaloa, 2602 nucleotides long. RefSeq names its product transient receptor potential cation channel subfamily V member 5 (gene nan). The coding region runs from base 98 to 2602 and encodes 834 amino acids. Gene Ontology annotation, cellular component: membrane. The record is from RefSeq and is a predicted model, not a curated record. NCBI's taxonomy places the organism in Eukaryota, Metazoa, Arthropoda, Insecta, Diptera, Drosophilidae. The transcript is spliced from 7 exons. Gene Ontology annotation, molecular function: protein binding; calcium channel activity. Gene Ontology annotation, biological process: calcium ion import across plasma membrane.
GAGCAGACAGUCCAUCCAGCAAUGUCGCGCUACAAAAGCGUUUAAUAAUCGGAAUAACCCAGUGGGAAAUUGAGUCCGCAAGCUUCGGGAUCGGAGAAUGGGGAAUACGGAGAGCAAUGUGACCAGCGGGGUGAAGAAGCAGGCCGGAGUCUCCACCCAGGCCCUCUACAAGUUCGUGAACCUCAAGGGCGGCGGCCUUCUGGUGGACAUGAUGAAACGGGCCUGCCAAACCAAGCAGUUCGCGGAGAUCGACCACGCCAUCAAGACCAAGGUGGAGCCCUUCCUGUACAACAAGGGCGCAGGUCGCUACUUCCCCAUCUCGAAGCUCGUCCUGCUCCGCAACCGGGAUCGCCCCCGCACCCGCCAGCUGCCCGAGAUCCGGGCCCUUGAGAACCCCGACGACGACUUCAACAUCCAUGACUACUGCCCCGAGGUCUCCGAGGCCGAGUACAUCUCCAAUCCGACCGCCUAUCGAUUCGUCUGCUGGGAUCUGAAUAUGCGUGGUGCUGUGGGCGAGACAAUCCUCCACUUGUGCCUGCUAAACGCCUCUUCGCUGCACGCUGAUCUUGCCAAGAGGCUGCUCAAAUUCUACCCAAAACUCAUCCUGGACACCUACAUGAGCGACGAGUACUACGGAGAGAGUGUCCUGCACAUUGCCAUUGUCAAUGAGGAUCCUGCCAUGGUGAAAUAUCUGCUAGAUGCCAACGCAGAUGUCCAAGAGCGUUGCUGUGGAGCCUUUAUGUCGGCGGAGGAUACAAAGUUUUCCCGGACGGAUUCGCCGGAUCACGAGUACGUGGCCCUGUGUCCCAUGACCAACUACGAUGGGUAUGUUUAUUGGGGCGAGUAUCCCCUGAGUUUUGCUGCCUGUCUGUCGCAGGAAGAGUGCUUCCGCUUGGUUUUGGCCCGAGGAGCUGAUCCCGACUUCCAGGACACCAACGGGAACACCGUGCUCCACAUGCUGGUCAUCUACGAAAAGAUCGAAAUGUUCGACGUGGGCUACGAGGUGGGAACGAACAUCCACAUCAAGAACAUCCAGAACCUAACGCCCCUCACUUUGGCCGCAAAGUUGGGGAGAGUUGAGAUGUUCUUCCACGUGAUGAGCAUCGAAAGGGAGAUCUACUGGCAACUGGGCAGCAUCACCUGUGCCGCCUACCCACUUUUAAUGAUAGAUACUAUAAACGAGGAGACCGGCAACAUCAACAAGGACUCCGUGCUCAAUUUCGUGGUGUUUGGGGACAAGUUGGAGCAUCUGGAGCUGCUCGAUGGCGUGGUCAUCGACCUGCUGAAGACCAAAUGGGACACGUUCUGCAAGUCGCGGUUCUACAAGCAGUUCUACAUGUUCGCAUUGUACUUCCUGAUCUCGCUCUUCAGCUUUAUCCUGCGACCAGGUCCGGAUAACACGGAGGAGGACGAGGAUGGUGCCAACAGCACCACGGUCAAGAAUGAUCUCUAUAGGCAAAAUGGCUCUGAUUCGUACCAUCGGCAGACGAAGAGGGGUUCUCAGAGCACAGAAUACAAAACUUUUUGGCUUAAUUUUACCGAGUACUACGAUCCAUCGGAAGUCGAGGUCCUGCCCGCUUGGUGGGAAAGUUAUGCCCAGUGUCCCUUGAUGAAUCUCGAAUCCGAUUUGGCCAAGCUACGUAUAAUGGCAGAACUAUUGAACUUCAUUGGAGCUAUACUAUACCUUCUUGUCGCUUUGCGAGAGGCUCGUUUUCUGGGCCUGAAAAUGUUUAUUGAGAAUUUGAUGACGGCUCCUUCGCGGGUAAUGUUUCUGUUUUCGUGUGCUCUGAUGAUGACCAUACCCUGGUUGAGGGUUUCUUGUCUCACCGAGAUCGAUGAUCAUGUCACCGUUGUGAUUAUGCUAACCACUGCUCCGUAUUUUCUGUUCUUCUGUCGAGGUUUCAAGACCGUCGGUCCCUUCGUGGUGAUGAUAUACCGCAUGGUCAUGGGAGAUCUGCUCCGAUUCGUCUCCAUCUAUUUGGUGUUCGUGAUGGGCUUCUCGCAGGCCUUCUACAUUAUUUUCCUGACCUUCGACAACCCAUCGACACCGGAGGAUCAGGAUGCGGAGUCCAAUCCGAUGCCCUCGCCCAUGGAAUCCAUAGUGGCCAUGUUCCUGAUGUCCCUGACGAAUUUUGGGGACUACUACGGAGCGAUGGUCUCCACGCAGCACGAGUACGAGGCGAAGAUCCUGUUCUUCCUGUUCAUGGUGAUCGUGAGUGUGCUGCUGGUGAACAUGUUGAUCGCCAUGAUGGGUAAUACCUACCAGAAGAUCGCAGAGAUCCGCAACGAAUGGCAGCGCCAGUGGGCAAGGAUCGUCCUGGUGGUGGAGCGGAGUGUUCCUCCCGCCGAGCGUUUGAAGAACUUCAUGCACUACAGUCAGUCCAUGUCGGAUGGCAGGAGGGCCUUGGUCCUUCGACUAAACAUGACUGAUGAGGAAAAGGAGGAGAUGAAGGAGGUGCAGGAGAUGAAGCGCAUCCAUCAGCGUUUCUCCAAAAAACGACAAAUGGAAAGAGAAGCCCGCGCCCUUCGACGUCAACAGGAGUACGAGAAGUUCUUCGGCACCGCCCCCAAAUCGGAAUCCUCCGAUAACAACAACUUUUGA